UGCUUGUAGACAGCAGGCAAGGUGAUGUCGUCCGUCCGUGCCUGAGAUUCAUCCAACAAUUUUCCAAAUGUACGUGGAUACGAGUGAAGACAGCACUCGUAUGAAGACAGCAGGCAAGGUGAUGUCGCAGAUCUGAGCGUAUCAGGCAGGCCGGUGCGCCCUGGAGCUACUUGUAAGUACUACAGCUAGAUUCGCGUACUAUCUAUCCUCUGCAGCUAGAGCUAGCGAUCGAACACUUCGAAUGGGUCGAUAAUUGGUGGUGCUUCGAGUUCGAUUGCUUUGCAGCUAAGCCACCAGACUCUCUCUGCGCGUUCAUCACCGCAUCUCGAUCAAAAGCGGCACGGCUCAAGCUAGGUUCACGUUUGGGCCAUGCUGCUAUGACGUUGCUUGGCCUACGUGGCUACGAGGACGAGUCGACCUGAGGAGGAUCUGUCGAGGCUUGCAGACUUUGGAAGCCUCUAGUAGUCCAGUACUCCAGUCCAGUACCUCCGGCAAACUAGGAGGGCAAUUCAUCAAUGGCGUCGUCGGCGCGGCGCCUGCUGCAGACCAACUCGGGCCAGUUCCCCACCGCGGGCGCAGACCCACCAGACAGCACUCUCGCUGCCGACUCCGACGUCGUCUUCGUCCUCGCCGCGCUCCUCUGCGCUCUCGUCUGCUUCCUCGGCCUCGCCGCCGUCGCCCGCUGCACCUGCGCGCGCCGCGCCCACAACAACGCCCUGUCCUCCAGCUCCAGCCGGGCCGACGCGGCGGUCAAGGGGCUCGAGAAGGAGGCGCUCAGGGCGCUGCCGAAGCUGGCGUACGAGGACGCCGUGGCCGCGGCCGUCGCGGCGCGCGGACGGGGUCCCGGCUUGACGGCAGCGGGAGAGGAGGUGAAGAUCCUGGCGGAGUGCGCCAUCUGCCUCUCGGAGUUCGCGGCGCGAGAGGAGAUCCGCGUGCUGCCGCAGUGCGGCCAUGGCUUCCACGCCGCUUGCGUCGACGCCUGGCUCCGGAAGCAGCCAUCCUGCCCUUCCUGCCGCCGCGUCCUCGUCGUCGUCGAUGACGACACGCCGGCCGACAUCGACCGGUGCGGCAGGUGCGAUGCGGCAUCCUCAUCUACCUCGUCCACGGCUAACUAUUGAUUGUUGUCGUGUUUGUUCGGUCGGUCGAAAAUAAAUACAAAAUUUUGUACCGAGAAAGAGAGGUGUUGAAAUGGCUGGCUUUACCGGGAAAAUCCUUUCCGAUGACA
This is a messenger RNA of Brachypodium distachyon (stiff brome), 1225 nucleotides long. Its product is annotated as probable E3 ubiquitin-protein ligase ATL45. The transcript is spliced from 2 exons. Lineage: Eukaryota; Viridiplantae; Streptophyta; Magnoliopsida; Poales; Poaceae. The record is from RefSeq and is a predicted model, not a curated record. Bases 516 to 1118 code for a protein of 200 amino acids.